AUGCGAACGACGCUCUCUUUAUGGGUCCCGCUACUGCUCGUAAUGAGCUGCGCUUGCGGAGAGGAAAAAAAUCGCCGCCACACGAAUAAUUGGGCGGUAGACACUUCUCGCUUCUGGAGUAACUACCGACACAUCGCCAAUGCAUUAUCUCUGUACCAUUCUGUUAAACGUCAUGGGAUCCCAGAUAGUCAGAUCAUUUUGAUGCUGGCGGACCAAAUGCCGUGCAAUUCCCGAAACUGCUUUCCAGGACAAGUAUUUAAUAGUCGAACGCAAAAACUCAAUCUCUAUGGAAAAAACGUCGAGGUAGACUAUCGCGGCUCCGAGGUUUCGGUGGCCAACUUUAUCACAGUUUUGACGGGUCGUCAUGAGCUUGGGACGCCCGCAUCAAAGAAACUGGAUACGGAUGAGAAUAGUAACAUUUUUCUAUAUAUGUCUGGUCACGGCGGCGAUGGGUUCUUGAAAUUUCAGGAUUUUGAAGAAAUGUCAAGUCAGGAUCUUGCCGACUCUAUUCAAGAGAUGCACGUAAAGAAGCGCUACAAUGAAAUUUUUUUUAUGGUCGACACCUGCCAAGCAGAAUCGCUGUCCAAUGCGAUCAAAUCCCCAAAGGUGGUAACAAUUGGUAGUUCAAAGACGGGUGAGAACUCAUACGCCCACCACUCCGAUUUCGAGCUGGGUCUUUCCGUCAUUGAUCGUUUUACAUUUUCGACACUCGACUAUCUGCAGCGCAUGAAGGUUGGCAGUUCCAUCCGCAACGAAACCCUUCGAGACCUUUUUAGCUUUUAUGAUCCAAAGAUGCUUUACUCUACGCCUGAAUAUCGAGCCGACAUUUUAGGCCGCUCUAUCGCUGAGGUGCCCAUUACGGACUUUCUCGGCUCGAUACUUGACGUGUACCUGCACUUCGACGAGGAAGCCUAUCCGAUCAAGCCCACACUUGUCAGUUCUACUACUAUUGACGCAAAGGCCAACGUCGCGGUAAAAACCGAUGAUGCUUAUCUUGAACCCGACAAAUGCGUCGGAUUUUAA
This is a messenger RNA of Plasmopara halstedii, 1023 nucleotides long. RefSeq names its product glycosylphosphatidylinositol-anchor transamidase. The record is from RefSeq and is a predicted model, not a curated record. Gene Ontology annotation, biological process: proteolysis; attachment of GPI anchor to protein; protein localization to cell surface. Bases 1 to 1023 code for a protein of 340 amino acids. The transcript has 9 exons. Gene Ontology annotation, molecular function: GPI-anchor transamidase activity. NCBI's taxonomy places the organism in Eukaryota, Oomycota, Peronosporomycetes, Peronosporales, Peronosporaceae. Gene Ontology annotation, cellular component: GPI-anchor transamidase complex.